Soboliphyme baturini is the source of this 321-nucleotide messenger RNA. The record is from the annotation of a GenBank genome assembly. Lineage: Eukaryota; Metazoa; Nematoda; Enoplea; Dioctophymatida; Soboliphymatidae.
AUGGCAUUAGCCAAGAAAUCGGUUUCUCCACUGAACCGUUGUAAAGGCUGCAAGGGUUGCGAUGACCUUGCCAUUGUCAGAGUCGCGAAGGGAGCAGUCGGUCGGAAAUGGCCGAUUCAACGAUACGAUGGCCUUCGUCUUACGGACAAGCGAUGCUCGACUGACAAUGGUGAAUGGCGUUCAAGUUGUUUGGACGAAUCGUACAUGAAGCGGGAACAGCCAUCGGCGAUAAAUCAUCAUUUACGUCGACCAAAAACGUUGUUUGUUUUGCAGAUUUUGCUUCUGCGUGACUCUUCGUUGCACCCGUCACUCGCCAGCUGA